Molecule: messenger RNA, 7590 nt
Organism: Octodon degus (degu)
Lineage: Eukaryota; Metazoa; Chordata; Mammalia; Rodentia; Octodontidae
Gene: Afdn
Product: afadin, adherens junction formation factor
Exons: 33
Coding region: 129-5816 (1895 amino acids)
Biological process (GO): regulation of protein localization; signal transduction
Cellular component (GO): adherens junction
Molecular function (GO): cell adhesion molecule binding
Source: RefSeq, a predicted model, not a curated record
GCGCACCGGCCGUGGUGGAGGCGCGGGCUGAGCGGCGCGGGCCGAGCUCAGGCAGAGGACGCGAGGCGGCGGUGGCGGUGAGGCGGCCUGAGGGCUCCGGCCGGCCUCAGGAGAGCUUGGCCGCGACCAUGUCGGCGGGCAGCCGCGACGAGGAGCGGCGGAAGCUGGCCGACAUCAUCCACCACUGGAACGCCAACCGGCUGGACCUGUUCGAGAUCAGCCAGCCGACCGAGGAUCUGGAGUUCCAUGGAGUGAUGAGAUUUUAUUUUCAAGAUAAAGCUGCUGGAAACUUUGCAACAAAAUGUAUCCGGGUCUCUAGUACUGCAACCACUCAGGAUGUGAUUGAGACCCUGGCAGAGAAAUUCCGCCCUGAUAUGCGCAUGCUGUCUUCACCCAAAUAUUCACUCUAUGAAGUUCACGUCAGUGGGGAAGAAAGAAGAUUGGACAUUGAUGAGAAACCUCUAGUUGUGCAGUUGAACUGGAACAAAGAUGAUCGGGAGGGCAGAUUUGUCCUCAAGAAUGAGAACGAUGCCAUUCCUGCCAAGAAGGCUCAAAGUAAUGGACCUGAAAAGCAGGAAAAAGAAGGUGUUAUUCAGAACUUUAAGAGAACUCUCUCAAAGAAAGAAAAAAAGGAAAAGAAAAAGAGAGAAAAAGAGGCCUUGAGACAGACAUCUGAGAAAGAGGACAGACCUUCCCAAGGUGAUGACAGUGAGAAUUCUCGACUAGCUGCUGAGGUUUACAAAGACAUGCCUGAAACCAGCUUUACUCGAACAAUUUCUAAUCCUGAGGUGGUUAUGAAACGACGGAGGCAGCAAAAACUGGAGAAGAGAAUGCAGGAGUUCCGGAGCUCAGAUGGGCGGCCUGAUUCAGGUGGAACUUUGAGAAUUUAUGCAGAUAGUUUAAAACCAAACAUUCCCUACAAGACAAUCCUGCUAUCUACUACAGAUACUGCAGACUUUGCUGUGGCUGAAGCCUUAGAGAAAUAUGGUCUGGAAAAAGAAAAUCCUAAGGAUUACUGCAUUGCUCGGGUUAUGCUUCCUCCUGGAGCCCAGCAUUCUGAUGAAAGAGGUGCUAAAGAAAUUAUUCUGGAUGAUGAUGAGUGUCCUUUACAAAUCUUUAGGGAAUGGCCAAGUGACAAAGGGAUUUUAGUCUUUCAGUUGAAGAGGAGGCCACUGGACUACAUCCCAAAGAAAACAAAGAAGCACAGUGAAGGAAAGCCACUGAAGGGCAAGGAGAGAGCUGAUGUGUCUGGCUACGGCUCUGCUCUUCCACCUGAGAAACUGCCCUAUUUAGUAGAAUUAAGCCCAGAUGGCUCUGACUCCAGAGACAAGCCAAAGCUUUACCGCCUUCAGUUGAGUGUUACUGAAGUUGGCACAGAAAAGUUUGAUGACAACUCUAUCCAGUUGUUUGGCCCAGGAAUUCAGCCCCAUCACUGUGACCUCACCAACAUGGACGGAGUGGUCACUGUGACGCCAAGAAGCAUGGAUGCAGAGACCUAUGUGGAUGGCCAGCGCAUCUCAGAAACAACCAUGCUGCAAAGUGGCAUGAAAGUACAGUUUGGGGCAUCUCAUGUGUUCAAGUUUGUGGACCCCAGCCAGGACCACAGCCUUGCAAAGAGAUCAGUGGAUGGAGGCUUGAUGGUCAAGGGCUCACGACACAAACCUGGAACUGUUCAGGAGACAACCUUUGACUUGGGAGGAGAUGUUCACAGUGGAACAGCAUUGCCAACAAGCAGGAGUACCACUAGACUGGACAGCGAUAGGGUGUCAUCUGCCUCUAGCACUGCUGAGCGAGGGAUGGUGAAGCCAAUGAUCCGUGUGGAUCAGCAGCAGGACUAUCGCAGGCAAGAAAGCAGAAUUCAGGAUGCUGCUGGGCCUGAGCUGAUACUACCUGCAAGCAUUGAAUUCAGGGAAAGUUCUGAAGAUUCAUUUUUAUCUGCCAUUAUCAAUUAUACAAAUAGCUCUACAGUUCACUUUAAGUUGUCCCCUACGUAUGUGUUGUACAUGGCAUGUCGGUAUGUAUUAUCCAGCCAGCACAGACCUGACCUCAGUCCUACAGAGCGCACACACAAGGUCAUUGCUGUCGUCAACAAGAUGGUGAGCAUGAUGGAAGGGGUCAUUCAGGAAGUAGACCAGGUUGAUCAGAAACAAAAGAAUAUUGCAGGGGCAUUGGCCUUCUGGAUGGCAAACGCAUCUGAACUUCUCAACUUCAUCAAGCAGGACCGAGACCUCAGUCGGAUCACAUUAGAUGCCCAAGAUGUCUUAGCUCAUUUAGUUCAGAUGGCAUUUAAAUACUUGGUUCAUUGUCUUCAAUCAGAACUUAAUAAUUACAUGCCAGCCUUUCUGGAUGACCCUGAGGAGAAUAGUCUGCAGAGACCAAAAAUAGAUGAUGUGCUGCACACACUCACGGGAGCCAUGUCUUUGCUUCGGCGCUGCAGAGUCAAUGCUGCUUUGACCAUCCAGCUUUUCUCACAGCUGUUCCACUUUAUCAAUAUGUGGCUGUUCAACAGAUUGGUGACUGACCCAGAUUCGGGGCUGUGUUCCCACUACUGGGGAGCAAUUAUCCGCCAGCAGUUGGGACAUAUUGAAGCUUGGGCAGAGAAGCAGGGGCUAGAGCUGGCGGCUGAUUGUCACCUGAGCAGAAUUGUACAGGCAACCACUUUGCUUACAAUGGAUAAGUAUGCACCUGAAGACAUUCCAAAUAUAAACAGCACCUGCUUUAAGUUAAACUCAUUGCAACUUCAAGCCUUAUUGCAGAAUUAUCACUGUGCACCUGAUGAGCCUUUUAUCCCAACAGAUCUUAUAGAAAAUGUAGUGGCUGUUGCUGAAAACACAGCUGAUGAGCUGGCCCGCAGUGAUGGGAGGGAUGUGCAGCUGGAGGAAGAUCCUGACCUGCAGCUGCCUUUUCUUUUGCCUGAAGAUGGCUAUUCUUGUGAUGUCGUCAGAAACAUUCCAAAUGGUUUACAAGAGUUUUUAGACCCUCUGUGCCAGAGAGGAUUUUGCAGAUUAAUUCCUCACACACGUUCACCAGGUACUUGGACGAUAUAUUUUGAAGGUGCAGAUUAUGAAAGUCACCUUAUGCGUGAGAACACAGAACUGGCCCAGCCUCUGAGGAAAGAACCUGAAAUCAUCACUGUGACCCUGAAAAAGCAGAAUGGAAUGGGCCUUAGCAUCGUUGCAGCAAAGGGUGCUGGCCAGGAUAAACUAGGAAUCUACGUCAAGUCUGUUGUGAAAGGAGGUGCUGCAGAUGUGGAUGGACGACUAGCUGCUGGUGAUCAGCUCCUCAGUGUGGAUGGACGAAGUCUGGUUGGACUUUCUCAGGAAAGGGCAGCAGAGCUCAUGACAAGAACGAGUUCUGUGGUCACCCUUGAAGUAGCAAAGCAAGGCGCUAUCUAUCACGGUUUGGCCACCCUCCUCAACCAGCCAUCGCCCAUGAUGCAGAGGGUUUCAGAUCGUCGUGGCUCAGGUAAACCCCGACCAAAGAGUGAAGGUUUUGAACUAUAUAAUAAUUCAGCUCAAAAUGGCUCACCAGAGAGUCCUCAGCUGCCUUGGGCAGAGUAUAGUGAACCAAAGAAAUUGCCCGGAGAUGACAGACUGAUGAAGAACCGGGCUGACCACCGUUCCAGCCCCAAUGUGGCAAAUCAACCUCCUAGCCCCGGAGGGAAAAGCACAUACACUUCUGGAACAACGGCGAAGAUAACGUCUGUCUCCACUGGGAACCUCUGCACUGAGGAGCAGACCCCUCCACCCAGACCUGAAGCCUACCCCAUCCCCACUCAGACAUAUACCAGAGAGUAUUUUACCUUCCCAGCUUCCAAAUCUCAGGAUCGGAUGGCUCCUCCCCAGAACCAGUGGCCAAAUUAUGAGGAUAAUCCACAUAUGCACACAGAUAGUAAUCAUUCCAGUAUUGCAAUUCAGCGUGUUACCCGUUCCCAAGAAGAGCUACGGGAAGACAAAGCUUACCAACUUGAGCGGCAUCGAAUGGAGCCAAUCAUGGAUCGAAAGUCUGAUAGUGAUAUGUGGAUAAAUCAGAGCUCCUCAGUAGAAUCUAGCACCUCUAGCCAAGAGCACCUGAACCAUUCCUCCAAAUCAGUUACCCCUGCUUCUACACUGACCAAAAGUGGCCCUGGCCGGUGGAAAACCCCUGCAGUGGUGCCACCCACACCAGUGGCUAUCUCCCAGCCUAUUCGAACAGAUCUGCCUCCACCACCACCUCCACCUCCUGUCCACUAUGCCAGUGAUUUUGAUGGGAUUUCCAUGGAUUUGCCUCUUCCACCCCCUCCUGCCAAUCAGGUGGGGCCCCAGUCUGCUCAGGUAGCUGCUGCAGAACGGAAGAAGAGAGAAGAGCAUCAGCGGUGGUAUGAGAAGGAGAAGGCCCGCCUGGAGGAGGAGCGGGAGAGGAAGCGCAGGGAGCAGGAGAGGAAGCUGGGGCAGAUGCGCACGCAGUCUCUGAACCCGGCCCCCUUUUCUCCCCUGGCUGCACAGCAGGCAAAGCCUGAAAAGCCUUCCACACUCCAGAGGCCCCAGGAAACGGUCAUUCGGGAGCUGCAGCCACAACAGCAGCCCCGCACUAUCGAGCGCAGAGAUCUGCAGUACAUCACAAUUAGCAAAGAGGAGCUCUCCUCUGGUGACAGCCUGUCUCCAGACCCAUGGAAACGGGACGCCAGGGAAAAGCUGGAGAAGCAGCAGCAGAUGCACAUCGUAGACAUGCUCAGCAAGGAGAUCCAUGACCUGCAGAGCAAGGCCGACCGCACCGCAGAGGAGAGCGACCGCCUCCGGAAGCUCAUGCUGGAGUGGCAGUUCCAGAAGAGACUCCAGGAGUCCAAACAGAAAGAUGAGGAUGACGAGGAGGAGGAGGACGAUGACGUGGAUACGAUGCUAAUAAUGCAGCGUCUCGAGGCCGAACGAAGAGCCAGGGUAAAGGGGAAAAAUGACUUGGUUGAUGAGGAGCGCAGGCGUCAACAACAGUUGGAAGAGAUGCGCAAGCGGGAAGCAGAAGAUAGAGCAAGACAAGAGGAAGAACGUCGGCGUCAGGAGGACGAGAGAGUGAAGCGAGAUGCUGAAGAAAAGAGGCGACAGGAAGAAGGGUAUUACAACCGCCUGGAAGCUGAGAGGCGCAGACAGCACGACGAGGUUGCACGCAGGUUGUUGGAGCCUGAGGAACCUGGGCUAUGCCGACCUCCACUUCCACGGGACUACGAGCCCCCAGUCCCGUCCCCUGUGUCAAGUGCCCCUCCUCCCCCACCACAGCGAAAUGCCUCCUACCUCAAAACUCAGGUCCUCUCCCCAGACUCGCUGUUCACGGCCAAGUUUGUUGCAUACAAUGAGGAGGAGGAGGACUGCAGCCUAGAAGGUCAGGAUAAGUAUGCUAGCACAAGAAAGUCUCAGGGGGACCUUCUUUCUGCCAACCUUAAGCCACAGCAGCCCCCCUACCAGCCACGUCCAGCCUCCGAUGGCAUCUUUCUCUCCAACUCAUUCCAGCUACCCACUACCAAAGCCAACAGUAUGGCUCACAAAAUGGGCCACCCCCCACCCCCUCCCAAAAAACCAAACUUCUACCAUCCCGGCCACUAUAAAGGACCACACUUGUAUUCCGGGUCUGCUGGGACAGUUACUGGCACUCACGAUGCUGCUCGAGAUCUGAGAGAGAAGCGUGCUAGAAGCCAAGAUGCAGAUUUGCCUGGAAGUUCUGGAGCCCCUGAAAACCUGACAUUCAAAGAGCGCCAGCGCCUUUUUUCACAAGGUCAAGAUGUAUCUGAUAAAGUGAAAGCUUCUCGUAAAUUAACAGAACUGGAAAAUGAACUAAACACAAAGUGAGGAUAAUCCACGGCCACUGUGUCUGCCCAGGUUCCCUCAGCAUGGGUGUGCAGGUGUAAGCCUGAAGAGGAGAGGGGUGGUUGCAUUUCUAAGUGAUUUCUAAUUCCUGUUUCUAAAAUUGUUGCCAUUUAGAGAUGUUGUGGUUCCAAGAAUUUUUGUUUUACUUUACCAAGAAACUGGCAUUUGUACAAUAUGAAUGCCAUCUGAUUGCUAAGUGACCUGACUCAUUUGACAUAUCAUUUGUUUAAUUUCUUUUUCGAUUCUUAGGCACAGAGGGGCAGAGUAGAGAACAGUAGAGGUAAUAGAGUGCUUCCUCUCCCAUGUUUUCUCCUGUAAUUCUUAUAAGGACUGCAGAUUAAGUAGUUCUAUUUCUGUUCUUUCUCAAAAGCUUCACUUCGACUAUCAGACAGAGUAGUUGAACCACCCAGACCACCAUGCUCGCUUGUAGCACAGCCUUGUUUGCAGGACAGAGAGCAUGGGAGGCUGCUCCUGCGUCACUGAGGGUUCCCACCCCAGGGUGCUGGCCGUGGUGUACACAGCCCAUCUCUCUCCUGACCAUGAGCUUCCUGAUCAGUUCUCAAUGUGUGAUUACAUUAAAUAUGUGAUUUUCUAAAUUCUCAAAGAAGAAAAUCUAGAGGAUUUAAUAUUAGGGGAUUUUAUUUUUUAUAUGUGAUGAGUUAUUGUUAGACUAACAGAUCAUUGGUGAAAUUGAAGAUGAAAGAUGAAGUCAUGCUAGAAAAUGUACUAAUAUUUCAGAUACUUCAAGGAAUCUAUGAGAUCUGUUUAGCUGAACAGUGUUCAUGUGACCAGCAUCAAAAUAUCAGUGGAGAAUGAGAAAUUCAUAGGUGACACUCGAGCACUACUGUCAGUCAGAAAUUUUAAAUUUACAAAAGCAAUUUGCAUCGAUGUUCUGUCAGGAAAGAAAUUCAAUUAUUAUGCCAUCUGUAAUUUAAAUAGUUCAAGAAUAACUCAUGACAGUGUAAGCUAUUUUUUUUACAAUAUAUUAGAGUUAUUUAAUUUUAAUUUGUGAAUUAUGAGUUACCCCUGUCAUGUCUGUGGGUAAGUGGCAGAUGUUGGGGAGAUGAACCUCAGUUUGCUUAUAUUGUGUGAUGUUAAAAUGGUAUAUUACUUUGUGAUUUCAAGCACAUCUUCUGUUGGACCAAGCCUUGAUGGGGUCCAGAUGAUAUUUCUGUACCUAUUUUUCUCUUACAAGUAUGUAUGUCAGGAAAAUAUGCACACUUUCAAAUGAAGAAUACAGGCAUUUGCUGGCCUAGAAACCACUUUUAAUAUGAGUUGUAUGAUAAAUCAUUGAAAGUGCAAGUGUAAAUAUUUUUUAUAUCUGUCACAAUUCUUAUUUGAAAGUGUGCUUUUACUGUUUCCUCUGUAAGAGUCCAGUGGUCCUGAGAGUUGAUGAAGGAUAUGCACGCUUGCUGCAGGAAAAAGCAAGCUCCUCCUGGUUUCUCAAGAGCAUUGGUGGCCUUAGGGUGGCAAGUUCAUGCUUUCCCUAGAGAAGAGGACACAGGUGAUCAUUGUGUUCAUAGUGAGAAAGGCAGACACACAGGUACAUGCAGAUUCCUGUGUGAUUAUAAAAGCCAUGAGGAAGUGGAUUUGGCCAUCCCUGGAUAGUGAAGUCAAAUGUGAAUAUGUGUAAAACUGCUUUUCAUAAUGUGCAUUAAUUACUAUGGGAAAAACUUCCAAACUGCUGUAGUUUUCCAUUUCUACUGUAUUUCGGUUGCAACUUAUUUUUAAUAAACUUUGUAUGUAUUUAAGUGUA